Acanthoscelides obtectus is the source of this 188-nucleotide messenger RNA. NCBI's taxonomy places the organism in Eukaryota, Metazoa, Arthropoda, Insecta, Coleoptera, Chrysomelidae. The record is from the annotation of a GenBank genome assembly.
AAAACAUUAAGAAUGAAUAGAAGUGGUGGCAGCAGAAGUAGACUCUUCGGUCUCCUGAUCAGUCGCCGUGAGCUGUGCGAACGGUCUCUGACUGUCGAACGCGGAGGUACCACCCGGCGGUUCUCGUAGGCGGAGCCAGAAUGUGUGCAUGUUGCAUGCACACGUGUUUCCUCGCCAGAGUCCGUGUG